This is a messenger RNA of Heteronotia binoei (common prickly gecko), 2089 nucleotides long. Its product is annotated as ras and Rab interactor 1-like. The transcript has 5 exons. NCBI's taxonomy places the organism in Eukaryota, Metazoa, Chordata, Lepidosauria, Squamata, Gekkonidae. The record is from RefSeq and is a predicted model, not a curated record. Bases 432 to 1487 code for a protein of 351 amino acids.
UUUCCUUCCCCCUCUCGCCCCCGCAGUGUUUUAUAACAGUUCGGAGCCCGCUUUUUCAUUUCGUGUUCUUUCCAGCUGUGCCGUCUCCAUGCUUAGGGUGGCAGCCACACCACCGCUGCCAGCAAGACUUUUGUGCCUUUUCAAAGCCCCAUGGCAUGCACAAUAUGCAACAGGUGCUUUUUCUCCUAAACCUCUACCCCACAUGAUGACAUUUCCAUGCUGGAGAAAUAUGCACCUGCUGGAUUUCUACCUGCAUUGCUUAGAAAUCCAGCCUAGAUGAGGGGGGGAGGGGAGAGAAAGCAAGCUUUUGCUUGUCUGUCUGACAGUCACUGAACAAAAACAACCAUUUUCUAAGGGCUAAUUUGCGCUUUCUGCUGCUCCUCCCUGUUCCUCCAGGAGACUGGUUUUUUCCUUUCCCCUCCUAGUUCAGGAUGACGCGGAAUCCCAUCUAUGAUUACCCGGAGCCCUAUGCUAGUCCCCGGCAGGAGGCACCGACAUCUCCACGGAACAUCAGUCUGGUGGGCCGGCUGCGGCUCACCCAGCCCAUUUGGCUCCAGAUGGGCAUCAACUCAGCUACAGCUCUUCACAUUUUGCAACGUGAACCUCCUGGGACCUUUCUGGUGCGCAGAUCAAACACACGACAAUGUCAGGUUCUCUGCCUGCGUCUCCCGGACAAUUCAUCUCCAGUGUUUGUGACCACCUAUAGUCUCUACCAGGAGCCUACAGUCAUCUCACUCGAGGGCUCUGACAUGAAGUUUCCCAGCCUCUUGCAUCUCAUCGCUUCCUACUGCUCCACAUCGGACAUUCUCCCUCUCCCUUUGCAUCUUCCCCAUGCCAUCCGGAAGGCCUCAUCCUGUCAACAACUAGAGGCCAUUGCACAUUUGGGACUUGAAUUUUGGAGCUCGUCCUUCAACACCAGGGAACCUGCCCAGCCAGCCCCACUGGUGUCCCCUUUGAGUGUGGGCACAGAUCAUCUUCUGCUUUGUCUACAUAAUCCUGAAGGAGAGAAUUGCAAGCAGUUGGCCUCAGCAGAUCCCACCAGAGACUUAUCAUUUACAGGAAUGCCACUGGGGGACGUGGGUGCCCGGCGACAACACUUUAAGAGCAGCAUCAAGGUGCAAGUCUCCACAGAGGCUGCCAGCCCUCUGUCCCCCCCAGCUGCCCCACCACCCCCCAUUCCAGUUUGGAAGAAGAAUCCACCCAAUGUGCACCAGUUUCCUGUCUCUCGUGGGGGAAACUGGUCUUCCAGAUGCCACCCAUCACCUCACAUUUCCUCACAAGCUACAGUGAGGCCAGAGGCCUACCACGUGCCCUUCAGCAAUCGUGGGACUAGGCAGAGGGAAGACACACGUCAGUUUGAGGCCUCCUUCAAUAUAGCCCCUAUCUCCUCCUUGGGUCAGCUGCUGCAUGUUACAGAAGAGGAACAGACAGAGUCACAGAAUAAGGGUUUUGGCCUAGUACCCUCUUUAGAACAUCCCAGUCCAUGAAAGGGACAUGAUGGGCCCUGGAGUACCAAGCUUCACUUCUUCAUCCUCUGAGCCUUCUUGAGACGUUCCAAAAAAUGAGCUUCUGUGGAACUUUACUGAGGUAGGCGUGUGCCAAGACUUCUCUGAGAAGGAUAGAAGUGUACUAGUCAAAGCAGGGAGCAGAGGGGUUGAAACAAAAAUUGCCUGGAUCCUCUCUGAGUAUGGGAGUAAAAUUUGGAAACUCGGAGUUGCAGCUCUUCAGUUUUCUGUUCUUCAUAGAAAUUACUACCCAGGUUCUUGCUUGGCUCCCUUAUCAAGCAAUCCCCCCUGGAACUCUGUGUAGGUCUGUGGUCCACUUGGAUCAUUGGAUACCUGAACACUCAUAAACCACCCCAGCAGACAUCUCCACACAGAAGAUGAUAACAAUAUCUCUUUCUGCUUUCUCUUCUUUCCUCCCUGUCCCCACCAUUCUCUGAGACUGGACAACUGUUUUGUGUGGACACUGGAGCUGUGUUGUGGGUAUUGUUAUUUUUGUUGCUGUUAUUUUAUUUUUUAUGCUGUAACAUAUUUAAAUAUUACAUCCCCAUUUUCAUUCAAUAAACUUUAAAUGACUAUUCUGCUAA